AUGGGAGAUUAUGCUGAAGCAGAGGGUAUCGCUCUGAAACGCUUAGCAGAGGAACGAAAAGCAUGGCGAAAAGAUCAUCCCUUCGGUUUUGUAGCCAAGCCCAUGAAGAACCCUGAUGGGUCGUUAGACCUGAUGACUUGGAAUUGUAGUAUACCUGGGAAAAAAGGCACAUUGUGGGAGGGAGGAUUGUUCAGUCUUAGAAUGUACUUCAAGCCGGAAUAUCCUACAACACCUCCCAAAUGCAAGUUUGAGCCACCUUUAUUCCAUCCCAAUGUAUUUCCGUCUGGUACCGUGUGUCUUUCCCUCUUGGAUGAAGAAAAACAUUGGAGACCGGCAGUUACAAUCAAACAAAUUCUCUUAGGUAUUCAAGAUUUAUUAGAUCACCCAAAUCCCAAAGAUCCUGCUCAAGCUGAUGCCUAUACAUUAUAUAUACAAAACAGAAAAGAAUACGACAGUCGGGUUAAAAAGCAGGCUGAGUCUUUUCGAAAUCCCAACUUGUAA
Messenger RNA from Schistosoma rodhaini, 501 nucleotides. The record is from the annotation of a GenBank genome assembly. Lineage: Eukaryota; Metazoa; Platyhelminthes; Trematoda; Strigeidida; Schistosomatidae.